This is a messenger RNA of Cannabis sativa, 1884 nucleotides long. Its product is annotated as glycerol-3-phosphate acyltransferase 9. Gene Ontology annotation, biological process: triglyceride biosynthetic process. Gene Ontology annotation, molecular function: glycerol-3-phosphate O-acyltransferase activity. The coding region runs from base 511 to 1644 and encodes 377 amino acids. NCBI's taxonomy places the organism in Eukaryota, Viridiplantae, Streptophyta, Magnoliopsida, Rosales, Cannabaceae. The transcript has 14 exons. Gene Ontology annotation, cellular component: endoplasmic reticulum. The record is from RefSeq and is a predicted model, not a curated record.
CACAAUUUAAUUACAAAUAUAAGCAUGGUUGCCGGGUCAGUCACUCAGUCUGUUUUUUUUUUUUUUAUUCUUUUUAAUUAGUUAAUUUGGAAAUUAUUUUUUAAUUAAUUAAAGUGGGAUGAAGCAAGAUGCAAAUAUUGGACUUUGUCCUCCUAGUCCUGACAACAUGUGUGUGUAUGAGAAAGAUCAUCAAAUGUGCAAAAGGGAGAGAUAGAUAAUUAGAUAGAGCUGAGUUCACAAAACCACAAAAUAAAAAAGUAUUGAUUUUUACAAAAUUAUUACAGAUUCAAUAAAUCCCCAAACCCUCAAGCUCUCCCUCUCUCCUUCUCCGCCAUCGACGACCCUUCUCCGACGCCCAUUUCUUGCCGUCGACGGCGCAGGCGGACCACAGAUCAAGUUGAUGGCAAGAAGAACAAAGUUUUUGGGCUGAACCUUUGUUAUUUAGCAAACUGAUUCUUGAUCACAAGACCAUUGUUGGAUACUUUUCCAAGGCCUAGGCAAGUUGAAAAGAUGAGUAUCACUAGUACUGGAAAAUUCAAAACGUCAAGCUCCGAAUUGGACUUGGAUCGACCCAAUAUUGAAGACUAUCUCCCAUCUGGAACCUCCAUUCAGCCAGAACCUAUUGGCAAGCUUUGCCUUCGUGAUUUGCUUGAUAUUUCACCAACUCUAACUGAGGCUGCUGGUGCUAUUGUGGAUGACUCAUUUACACGAUGCUUCAAGUCGAAUCCUCCGGAGCCUUGGAACUGGAAUAUAUAUUUGUUUCCACUAUGGUGUUUUGGAGUAGUUGUUCGUUAUUUCAUUCUCUUUCCUGUGAGGGUUAUAGUGUUGACGAUAGGGUGGAUAAUAUUCCUGUCUUCAUACAUUCCAGUGCACAUUCUAUUGAAGGGCCAUGAUAAGUUAAGGAAAAAGAUAGAGAGGUUUUUGGUGGAGUUGAUUUGUACCUUCUUUGUUGCAUCCUGGACUGGGGUGGUCAAAUAUCACGGACCACGACCUAGCAUGCGGCCCAAUCAGGUUUUUGUGGCCAAUCAUACUUCCAUGAUUGAUUUCAUUAUCUUAGAACAGAUGACUGCAUUUGCAGUCAUUAUGCAGAAGCAUGCUGGAUGGGUUGGACUAUUGCAAAGCACUAUUUUGGAGAGUGUGGGCUGUAUUUGGUUCAAUCGUACAGAGUCAAAGGACCGUGAAAUUGUAGCAAAGAAAUUAAGGGAUCAUGUGCAGGCUGCUGAUAACCCUCUCCUUAUAUUUCCCGAAGGAACGUGUGUAAAUAACCACUAUACUGUGAUGUUCAAGAAGGGUGCGUUUGAACUCGGAUGUUCAGUUUGCCCAGUUGCAAUCAAGUACAAUAAAAUCUUCGUUGAUGCUUUUUGGAAUAGCAGAAAGCAGUCCUUCACAAAGCAUCUGCUGCAGCUUAUGACGUCGUGGGCUGUAGUUUGUGAUGUGUGGUACUUGGAGCCCCAAAAUCUUAGACCAGGGGAAACUCCCAUUGAGUUUGCUGAGAGGGUGAGAGACAUAAUAUCUGCUCGGGCAGGUCUCAAGAAGGUUCCAUGGGAUGGAUAUCUGAAGCACUCUCGCCCUAGUCCAAAGCACAGAGAGCGAAAGCAACAAAGCUUUGCAGAGAUGGUGCUACGACGCUUGGAGGAAAGGUGAAGUGAAAAUAUGUAGGUUUCGUCGUCUAGUCGUGUGUUUUUGUACCAAGUAAAUACUUCUUUCAAUUCUCAUUUUGGUGGAUUUGGGCAUGAAGCUGAAGAAUCUUUGAGAAUACUGUUGUCAGCUUUGUUUGUGUAUGCUCUAGAUUUUUGUAGGAACUUGGCAUAAAGCAAAUAGACUGUUCUCAAUGAAUUAAUUUUUAAUUUUGGCUAACUAAUAAUGGAAUGGUAAUGGUAUGGA